Trematosphaeria pertusa is the source of this 231-nucleotide messenger RNA. RefSeq lists its product as uncharacterized. The transcript has a single exon. Bases 1 to 231 code for a protein of 76 amino acids. The record is from RefSeq and is a predicted model, not a curated record. Lineage: Eukaryota; Fungi; Ascomycota; Dothideomycetes; Pleosporales; Trematosphaeriaceae.
AUGUGCUAUCAAGUCGUCGAACGCUACUCGGUCUGCCGGUGUCUCUAUUACAAGCACGCCAUCGAUCCCUGCGCUGCUCAUGGCCAGCGGGGUCACGUUGUCCAAGAGAAGACGGUGCUCGUGGGCUACGCCUGCAGCAGCCACAGCAGCCACCGGCCCGAGGCUGCAUAUGGCGCGGGAGUGCUCCCCGAUUCUGGGUACGGGAGCGACGCAUACGCAGCGCAACGAUAA